Molecule: messenger RNA, 771 nt
Organism: Adineta ricciae
Lineage: Eukaryota; Metazoa; Rotifera; Eurotatoria; Adinetida; Adinetidae
Source: the annotation of a GenBank genome assembly
AUGGAUACUGGAGAUUUAAACUUACCCGCUUAUAAAUACCAACUUGAACAAGUCGAAUUAGCAUUAAAAGCAAAACCAGAUGAUCCCGAGUUACUCAAACUCAAGCAAGAUCUUGAAGAAGUCAUUCAAAUAACAGCUGAAUUACUUGGCUGUGAUCCAUCGAUUUUGGAUUCCGAUGAAGCAGCUGCAUCUUCGUCUGCCAAUUAUAGUGAAGCAGCAUCGUCAAGUUACGCAUCAGCAGCACAAUCUAGCAAUGCCGCUUCUUCAUCAUCAACUCGUACAGCUAUUAAGUGGAAAACAGGUGAUCGAUGUUUAGCACCGUGGAAUGAAGAUGGAAAGUAUUAUGAAUGUACAAUUGACGAUGUACUUGAUGAUGGGACAUGCACAAUUGUCUUCGAUGGAUUUGAAUCAGCACCAUUAACGGUUGUUCGAGUUUCAAAAUUAAAACCAUUCGAUCGAACACGGCCAGAUUCUAGUGGAUUUCGAUCUGCUGCUAAUCGAGCUAAAACAAAACGUGAAUUAGAACAACGUUUACGCGAACUCAAACGUAAGAAGAAAGAUAAGAAACUAGCAAAAUUAAAAGAAGCCAAUGAAGAAAGUGAAAAAGAUAAAAAGCGAUGGACUGAUUUCAACACAAAACUUACUAGCCGAACAUGGAAAGGUGUCGUUUCAAAAUCAAUGGUCAAAACGGAUAAACGAGCUGAGCAAUUGCGUGGUACAACUAACGGUUAUUUAGUUUCUAGUUAUAAACCAGCUCAACCACGACCAUAG